AUCUUAAAGACGCUUUAGCAUUUGCUUUUGCCUAGUCUCUGGAAAACAUCUGAAUCAUUUUAACCAACUCCAGCUGUCGCCCUGGUGUGUGUGUGUGUGUGUGUGUGUGAGAGAGAGAGAGAGAAAGUGCGUGGCCGUCUCUGAAUGAGAGGAGACUCGAGCGAGGGUGACGUUUAGAUUUACACACAAAAAAAAGUUAGGAUAUUUUUUUCGUCAGUUUUAUGUCGGUAUGAACGCAGAUGCGUGCGUCUCAUACUGCGAUAUGACCUCCAUGGAUUCAUAUUAUCCCUCAUCGUCAGGGCAAGGAAGAGUCCAGCAGGCCAAUCCUUACAGGACGUUCCAGCCGAGCGACUCCAAAUACAGUCCCACUUUUCUGCCCGCCAAAGGUCAAGCUUACGGGGACAAGCCGAGGAGUCCCUUCCAGCAGGAGUGCCCUUCACUGGAGGAAAGCUCAGCCGAGAGCCCGUACAGCAAGUAUCAUCUGUUCAUGCAUAGACCCACAUGCAAAACUCCCACUGAAGACAGCAAACUACAGGACAUCUCGUGCUAUGGUAAAGAUGGCACUGGACUGACAGACACAGAGAUGCCUCAAUCUGAUGAUCCUACAGGAAUGGAUGGUAGUUACAUCAAUCUGAAAGACACCGGGGUCAAAGGUCAAGCAGAACGCCCUGAGCUCGGCAGUCCUCUAGACAAGUGUGAGGUUGAGAGCAAUAAAGGCAAGAAGAGACGGAACCGCACCACCUUCACGAGCUAUCAGCUGGAGGAGCUGGAGAAGGUUUUCCAGAAGACACACUACCCCGAUGUGUACGCCCGCGAACAGCUGGCCCUCAGGACGGACCUCACUGAGGCACGGGUGCAGGUGUGGUUUCAGAAUCGCCGGGCCAAAUGGAGAAAGAGAGAACGCUUUGGUCAGAUGCAGCAGGUUCGGACGCACUUCUCAACGGCAUAUGAGCUUCCUCUUCUUACACGACCAGAAAAUUAUGCACAGAUUCAGAACCCAUCUUGGCUAAGUGGCAGCAGUGCCGCCUCCCCAGUGCCUGGCUGUGUGGUUCCUUGUGAUUCUGUAUCUUCCUGCAUGAGCCCUCACCCUCACUCCGCUAGUGGCGUGACUGAUUUCCUCGGUAUGCCAAGCCCUGGUGGGAACAUGGGACAGACACACAUGGGCAGUCUUUUUGGCAACUCUGGAAUGGGCGUAACCAUGAAUGGUUUUGAUCUCAGCGUCGAACCAGAUCGCAAAUCCUCCAGCAUCGCCAGCUUGCGCAUGAAGGCGAAAGAGCACAGUGCCGCGAUCACAUGGGCCACAUGAUGCCUUCAUCUGGGACACAGAAGACCAGACAACCUCAGCCCUAAGCUGUCAGCACUAAUGAGGUGAAAGUAAUGCCAUCUGGAGCCAAUAUGAACAUGAGAAAUGGAGGCUCGAAGCUUUAAAACACUUGGAGAUUUCAUUUUGAAUUUUUGGAGGAAGUGGAUGUGCAGUGGGAGUUUGAAUGUGUGGAAACCG
Rhinichthys klamathensis goyatoka is the source of this 1501-nucleotide messenger RNA. It is a transcript of the gene alx4b, whose product is annotated as ALX homeobox 4b. Lineage: Eukaryota; Metazoa; Chordata; Actinopteri; Cypriniformes; Leuciscidae. Bases 230 to 1306 code for a protein of 358 amino acids. The transcript has 4 exons. The record is from RefSeq and is a predicted model, not a curated record. Gene Ontology annotation, biological process: regulation of transcription by RNA polymerase II. Gene Ontology annotation, molecular function: DNA-binding transcription activator activity, RNA polymerase II-specific; RNA polymerase II transcription regulatory region sequence-specific DNA binding.